CGCCCUCCGUCUAUUUUUUCCUCUUCCUUUCAUCCUCACUCCAAAAUAGGUCAAGGGGUGGAAGUUACACCUGGUGCGGCCCCGGCUCUGAUGCGAAGGCGGCUUUCCCCCAAUCCCGGCCCCGGGACAGCGUCGUAACUACUCGGCUCAGUAGACUUUCCCGCCCCCAGAUCGAGCAGAAAGCGCUGGCGACCCGGGCGCUGACAAUGGCCAGCCGAGGGGAGCGGCGAGAAGCCUCUUCUCCGCCCUAGAUCUGCCGCCUCUCGGCUCCAGCAGGGAGGCCGGGGCGUGACAGGUCACCUCGAGCGUGCCGGGCGCGCCCCGCCCGGGUCCGAUUGCCGGGGUGAGUUCCUGCCCGUCCUCCGCCAUCCCGGUGGCCGAGGGUGACCUGUUUACCUUGCAAACUUAGACACGACCAACACAGGCGAGCCUGCCGUGCAGUGAGGGACCGCAGGGUGUGCUUCAGAUGUGAGACCGGAUAAAUCAGAACUCAGAGCUGCAGGGGACAUGUUUAGUGUCUUAAAGGUGAAAAUGCAUUCGCAUUUCAUGGAGUGCGCGUGUACCUUGCCCGUUAGAAGCCAUGGCUUGAGAAUUGAUUUUUAACUAGUAGGAGGUGGCCAACUGAUCAUGUGAAGCCAGAAAGUUUUCAAAGCUGAUGAUGAAAAUACAGCUUAAGAAGAAGUGCCAAAAUAGGAAGGGCCUGUGUGCUCUCUUCAGAGACUCACACAAGUGUCUUACUCUGUGAAGGACCUAGAUAUUUGAUUUCACUCUUCCAAGUUUUCAUUUACAUUACACAUUGAGAAAGUUAUGAGAAACAACUGUCACUCUCUGGGGGUGGAGACUGCCAUGAUUCACAAAGACAAGAGGUAAUUUUCCUGUAAUCACAAGAUGACUCAGGAUGGAUCAUGCAGCCGCCCAGCUGGAGAAGCAACACGUGCACGAUGUGUACGAGAGCACGGCCCCUUACUUCAGCGACCUGCAGAGCAAGGCCUGGCCCCGCGUCCGCCAGUUCCUGCAGGAGCAGAAGCCAGGCAGCCUCAUCGCCGACAUAGGUUGUGGGAUUGGAAAGUAUCUUAAAGUGAACAGCCAGGUACAUACCCUGGGCUGUGACUACUGUGAGCCAUUGAUAGAGAUUGCCCGGGAGAGAGGAUGUGAAGUCAUGGUAUGUGACAACCUUAAUCUCCCCUUUAGGGAUCAGGGCUUCGAUGCCAUCAUCUCCAUAGGAGUCAUACAUCAUUUUUCUACAAAACAAAGAAGAAUCAGAGCCAUCAAAGAAAUGGCCAGAGUCUUGGUUCCUGGAGGGCAGCUGAUGAUUUAUGUUUGGGCCAUGGAACAGAAGAAUCGUCACUUUGAGAAGCAAGAUGUGCUUGUUCCAUGGAACAGAGCCUUGUGUUCUGGAUUCUUCUCGGAAUCCAGCCAGUCUGGGAGAAAAAGGCGGUGUGGGAAUCCCGAGAGAAGCCAUCCCUACCAUCCUCCCUGCUCUGAGUGUAGCUGUGCGGUUUGUUUCAAAGAGCACUGUGAUUCCAAACGGUCCCACAGUGUGGACUAUGAACCUGUCACGGCCAGAACCUGUUUUGCAAAUAUUCCUAAAGAAAGCGAGGGAGAAUACGGAUUCUAUAACACAUUAGGAAAAUCUUUUCGAUCCUGGUUUUUUUUCAGAUCUUUGGAUGAAUCAACUCUGGGGAAACAAACUGAAAGAGGGAGACCCUUGAAAAACACAGACGUUUGGGCCGAUCACACUAUCACGAUCCAACCUUCCAGGCACUCUAGUCUAGACUUUGAUCUCCAAGAGCCAUUUUCAAAAAAGGAGCAAAACUCGGAUGAGGAAGUGUUUGUGGAAACUUCUUCUCGAAAACACUUGGAGUGGCUAAGAGCACCAGGCACUAUGAAGCAUUUAAAUGGAGACCAUCUGGGAGAAAUUGGGAAAAACGGAGGGGGGACUUUUCUGGAUAACACUAGUACCAAUGACAAUGGUGUAGAUGCAAGUAACUUAGAAGGAGAAAGCCCUUCUGCUAGUAGAAUACUGAGGAGGAUUUCUGCAAUCGAUUCCACAGAUUCCAACCCAGAUGACACAAUUUCUGUUGAAGAACAACAGGCUGACAUUAUGGAUUCCAGAGCCUUUAUGCGUUACUACCACGUGUUUCGGGAAGGUGAGCUCUAUGGCUUGCUCAAGGAGAAUGUGUCAGAGCUGCAUAUUCUGAGCUCUGGGAAUGAUCAUGGCAACUGGUGUAUCAUUGCAGAGAAAAAGGAAAAUUGCAAUUGAUUGGGUCAUUUUUAGACAACUCUUCCAAAAGAUGAACCACAUUCUUUUCACUAGAUUUGAUAUGGUUACCAGAAUUUGCACUCAGUUUUAUUAUUUUUUAAUUCAUUUAUUCUGUGGUCUGGAAAGACUGUAGAUUAACUGAUUUUUUUAUUUUUUUUUUACCUUUGAGUAAGCACAGAGCCCGGCACUGAAAACACUUGAUAAAGGGUAUUUGUGCUUAAAUGUUAAUGUAAAAUAUCUGAAGAAGCAAUAGAAAAUAUA
Molecule: messenger RNA, 2524 nt
Organism: Microcebus murinus (gray mouse lemur)
Lineage: Eukaryota; Metazoa; Chordata; Mammalia; Primates; Cheirogaleidae
Source: RefSeq, a predicted model, not a curated record